Closterium sp. Naga37s-1 is the source of this 2826-nucleotide messenger RNA. The record is from the annotation of a GenBank genome assembly. NCBI's taxonomy places the organism in Eukaryota, Viridiplantae, Streptophyta, Zygnematophyceae, Desmidiales, Closteriaceae.
AUGCAUGCGUUGCAGGCAAUUCGUAAGGCUGGGAAGAAGAUCCCCCAUCCCAAACACAGCGCCAAAACGCGGUGGAGAGUAGCAGCACGUGAGUAUUCGACUUGUUCAUUGCGAAAGGCACAGCGAUCCCUCCACACCGUGACGGCAGCAGCGCCCACAAGGAGGCACCACGGCGCGAAUUGUCCUUCGGGUAGUCACCGUAACCCCGCGCUGAACCGAUUAGUCGCCACUCGCCCGUCACCGCAGCCUGCGUCUCCUAACAUCUGUCGACAUCAUUACCACAGCAGCCGCACGCCGCCUGUUCAUGGAUCCGGGCUCUCCGCUUCGUCCGCUCUGAUUUUGCGGCUUCUUCACUCUUCUCGAGCCGUCGCGGCCGUUGGAUCGGAGCCGCCGGUUGCCGGGAAGAGAUCUGGACCGUCGGGCGAGAGAGCGGCUGGCAGGGAGGAGUGUGUGGGGGAUGUGCGUGUGAGCUAUGGCGCGACUGCGGAAGCAGAGGGGGAGGCGGCGGAAAGAAGAAGAAAUCUCGAAGACGGAAGGGAGGAGGGGCGGGGAAGGGUUUGGGAUGAGGUUCGGGAAGUGGAUCGGAAAGCUGAGGCGCGGGGCGGGGUGGCUUUAGCGGACGGCGAUGAAGAUAUGAGCGGGUACGGAGUGGCGUCGGCGGAGGAUCUGCGCAAGGCGAAGCAGAUCGCGGACGCGAUUCUCAGCGGGCGGUUCUUCGCGGGGAUGAGCCGCGGGAAACGGCACUGGGCGGGGGACGACGCGGGGGAGAGUGGCGGAGAGGAUGGGGAAGUGGGGGUGAAGAUAUCAGCAGUAUCGCGCAAGACCAACACGACGCAGAGGGAGGUGGUGGGCAUCCGCACCACCGGCCCCACGCAGCUGGUGUUUCACGACACGCCAGGGCUGACAGUGGCAAUGCCAUCGCAGCCGCUGUCAGCGUCGCAACGCCAGGGGUCGCUGCUCGCGUCCUCUGCUGCUCUGCACGGCCAUGUGGUGGCGCUCGUGAUUGACGCCGACCGCCAGAUCAGGAGGUGCGUGAGUGAGGAGUGGGUGCAAGGAGGAGGGUGGUUGGGGAGUGGGUGCAAGGAGGAGGGUGGUUGGGGAGUGGGUGCAAGGAGGAGGGUGGUUGGGGAGUGGGUGCAAGGAGGAGGGUGGUUGGGGAGGGGGUGCAAGGAGGAGGGUGGUUGGGGAGUGGGUGCAAGGAGGAGGGUGGUUGGGGAGUGGGUGCAAGGAGGAGGGUGGUUGGGGAGUGGGUGCAAGGAGGAGGGUGGUUGGGGAGGGGGUGCAAGGAGGAGGGUGGUUGGGGAGUGGGUGCAAGGAGGAGGGUGGUUGGGGAGUGGGUGCAAGGAGGAGGGUGGUUGGGGAGUGGGUGCAAGGAGGAGGGUGGUUGGGGAGUGGGUGCAAGGAGGAGGGUGGUUGGGGAGGGGGUGCAAGGAGGAGGGUGGUUGGGGAGUGGGUGCAAGGAGGAGGGUGGCUGGGGAGUGGGUGCAAGGAGGAGGGUGGUUGGGGAGUGGGUGCAAGGAGGAGGGUGGUUGGGGAGUGGGUGCAAGGAGGAGGGUGGUUGGGGAGUGGGUGCAAGGAGGAGGGUGGUUGGGGAGUGGGUGCAAGGAGGAGGGUGGUUGGGGAGUGGGUGCAAGGAGGAGGGUGGUUGGGGAGGGGGUGCAAGGAGGAGGGUGGUUGGGGAGUGGGUGCAAGGAGGAGGGUGGUUGGGGAGUGGGUGCAAGGAGGAGGGUGGUUGGGGAGUGGGUGCAAGGAGGAGGGUGGUUGGGGAGUGGGUGCAAGGAGGAGGGUGGUUGGGGAGUGGGUGCAAGGAGGAGGGUGGUUGGGGAGUGGGUGCAAGGAGGAGGGUGGUUGGGGAGUGGGUGCAAGGAGGAGGGUGGUUGGGGAGUGGGUGCAAGGAGGAGGGUGGUUGGGGAGUGGGUGCAAGGAGGAGGGUGGUUGGGGAGUGGGUGCAAGGAGGAGGGUGGUUGGGGAGGGGGUGCAAGGAGGAGGGUGGUUGGGGAGUGGGUGCAAGGAGGAGGGUGGUUGGGGAGUGGGUGCAAGGAGGAGGGUGGUUGGGGAGUGGGUGCAAGGAGGAGGGUGGUUGGGGAGUGGGUGCAAGGAGGAGGGUGGUUGGGGAUGGGUGCAAGGAGGAGGGUGGUUGGGGAGUGGGUGCAAGGAGGAGGGUGGUUGGGGAGUGGGUGCAAGGAGGAGGGUGGUUGGGGAGUGGGUGCAAGGAGGAGGGGUCGCUGCUCGCAUCCUCCGCUGCCCUGCACUGCCAUGUGGUGGCGCUCGUUAUUGAUGCCGACCGCCAGAUCAGGAGGACCCGCGGGUGCGGCGGAUGGUGGGGGUGGUGGGGGCGGAGCGGAGGGAGGGGCAGCAGCGCGUAGCGGUGCUGAACAAGGACAGGGCGUCAACCUACUGGAGGAAUAUCUCUUCGACCAUGUCCGUGCUUCGCCCUGCCCUGCCCCGCCCUGCUCCCACCUCUCACGCAUGGGGGUGAUAUUCUAUGCGGUGCAGGCGGCGUGGGAGGAGGACCCUCGCCUGCGCACGGACCAGUCCCCGGAGCAGCUGGCCAUGCAGAUCGUGAGGGAGCUGCUGCUGCACCGCAUGCACCAGGAGGUGCCAUACGCCAUAGAGCACCGCCACUUGUCAUGCUCUGUGCUCAAGGAUGGGUCGCUGCGCAUAGAGCAGCUGCUGCUCGUGCACUCCAAUGCACAGAGGGCCAUGCUCGUUGGCAAGGCCGGACAGGUCGUGCGUUCCAUAGGCAGGGAGGCACGGUAUCAGCUUCAGAAUAUCCUAGGCGGUCCCGUUCAUCUCAUUUUGCAAGUGAGAGUGGACCGCAAAUGA